AUGCGUCGUCUCGGCCACUUCCCCCUCCUCGCCGCCGUCCUCCUCGCGGUGGUCCCGCACCCGGCCCACCCGCUCACCGAGCUCGAGACCUCCCAAAUCCGGCGCUUCCAGGACUACCUCCGCAUCUGCACCGCCCACCCCGCCCCGGACUACGCCGGCGCCGCCGCGUUCCUCCUCCCCUACGCCGCGUCACUCGGCCUCAGCUCCAAGACGCUCCACUUCAGCCCCUGCAAGUCAAAGCCGCUCCUCCUCCUCACCUGGCCGGGCACGGACCCGUCGCUCCCCUCCAUCCUCCUCAACUCCCACCUCGACUCCGUGCCCGCGGAGCCCGAGCACUGGAUCCACCCGCCCUACGCCGCGCACCACGACCCCGCCACGGGCCGCGUCUACGCCCGCGGCGCGCAGGACGACAAGUGCCUCCCCAUCCAGUACCUCGAGGCCAUCCGCGGCCUCCAGGCCGCCGGCUUCGCGCCCGCACGCACCGUCCACGUCUCGCUCGUCCCCGACGAGGAGAUCGGCGGCGAGGACGGCCACGAGAAGUUCGUCCAGUCGGAGGAGUUCCGCGCCCUCAAUGUCGGGUUCAUGCUCGACGAGGGGCAGGCCUCGCUCACGGAUGUUUACAGGGUUUUCUACGCGGAUAGGCUGGUGUGGAAGCUGAUCGUCAAGGCCACGGGGGCUCCCGGGCAUGGGUCGAAGCUGUUCGAUGGGGCCGCCGUGGAGAAUCUGAUGGAUUGCAUUGAGACCGUGGCUGGAUACAGGGAUGCACAGUUCGAGAAGGUGAAGUCGGGCAAGUACGGUCCCGGAGAGGUGGUGUCCGUGAAUCCUGUCUACAUGAAUGCCGGCACGCCAAGCCCCACUGGCUUUGUGAUGAAUAUGCAACCUUCAGAAGCAGAGGUGGGUUUUGAUCUCCGCCUUCCUCCAACCGAAGAUAUUGAACAGAUCGAAAGAAGAAUCAAAGAAGAAUGGGCACCAGCUCAUAAGAACUUGACUUACCAGCUGAUGAAGAAAGGACCAGUGAGGGAUGUUACAGGACGUCCCUUACUUACACCAGCCAAUGAGUCAAACCCAUGGUGGUCUGUAUUUGAACAGGCUAUUAUCUCGUCGGGUGGAAAACUAGCAAAGCCUGAGAUCUUAUCUUCAACCACGGACGCCCGAUUCGUGAGGCAGAUGGGUGUUCCAGCCCUUGGAUUUUCUCCAAUGAUAAAUACUCCAAUUUUACUUCACGAUCAUAAUGAGGUUUCUGGAGGACAAAGUGUUCCUGGGGGGCAUCGAAGUGUAUGA
Molecule: messenger RNA, 1281 nt
Organism: Triticum turgidum subsp. durum (durum wheat)
Lineage: Eukaryota; Viridiplantae; Streptophyta; Magnoliopsida; Poales; Poaceae
Source: the annotation of a GenBank genome assembly